AUGGGCGUGUCGGUGCGUUCAUGGAAGGAGUUCGGCAACACGAACAAGCUCCAGCUGCCCAGUGUGUCCAACCCCAACCUUCUCCUACAAAGGCUUCAGACCAAUGUGAUGCAUUGGUCUGGAAACUACCUCAUCAUCAGCGCUGUCAUCUUCGGCUAUGGGCUAUUCGCGGCUCCCCUCAUGAUCGUGGCGAUUGGAUUCGCGUUCCUGGCCUACUCGUACUUCAUGGUGAUCAAUGCGACCCCCAUGCGUGUUGGCGGCACUGAGCUCAACACGAAGCAGAAGAUCGGUGGCGUGGUGGCCAUCACCGCCUUCCUCUUCUUCAUCACGUCGGGCUUCACCAUCCUCUGGGUAGCCGGCAUCGCCUCCCUCGUGGUCCUGUUGCACGCGGCCCUGCGCCAGCCGUCGCUAGGCAGCAAGGUGUCGUCCUUCCUCGACCACUUCUCGCCCGACGGCACCGGCCAGGACCCUGUGACGCCCUUCCAGGAUGUCUCAGAAGCCAUUCAGGACAUGCAGGACGACGCUGACCAGCAGCAGGGGUCCAUGCGGCGGGAGGAGUGGGACGCCCAGCGCGAGCAGUACCACCAAUUCGCUUCACAGAUGCGGGCCGGCGGCUCACACAACGAUCCCAUCAUCCACACGCGGCAGACCAAGUACGACCUGGCCCCACAGGAGCCCAAGGACACCGUCUAG
Molecule: messenger RNA, 693 nt
Organism: Acanthamoeba castellanii str. Neff
Lineage: Eukaryota; Discosea; Longamoebia; Acanthamoebidae
Product: prenylated rab acceptor 1, putative
Exons: 6
Coding region: 1-693 (230 amino acids)
Cellular component (GO): Golgi apparatus
Source: RefSeq, a predicted model, not a curated record